Molecule: messenger RNA, 4098 nt
Organism: Prunus mume (Japanese apricot)
Lineage: Eukaryota; Viridiplantae; Streptophyta; Magnoliopsida; Rosales; Rosaceae
Gene: EMB976
Product: Tetratricopeptide repeat (TPR)-like superfamily protein
Molecular function (GO): protein binding
Source: RefSeq, a predicted model, not a curated record
CACUAAUAUUAUCCCCUCUCCGUCUACUCUCUCUCUCUAGUCAGAGAGUGGAGUCGCAGCGGUUGGUUCUUGUGCUGCUUUUCCCGCGGAAAUGGAGUCACUAACGUACUCCUCGUCCUUCCUGUGCACUACUAAUCCACUGCUCUCUUCCCACUGUUCCCAAUCCAAUACCACCGCCUUAAAAUCCUUAACCUCGACCUCCACCUCAACGAAACCUAAAACGACCACCAAUGUCAAUAUGAAUAUCAUAGUAAAGCCGUCCUCCUCGUCAGUGAGGCCAGACCCCUGGUCUCUCAGCGACGGUAACCACCCGGACCGCCCGAAACCCAAGUCCAAGAACCCCAAAAAGCCCCUCUCCGACGACAACGCCCGCCGCAUCAUCAAGGCCAAGGCCAACUACCUCAGCGCCCUCCGCAGGAACCAGGGCCCACAAGCCCACACCCCCAAAUGGAUUAAGAGGACCCCCGAGCAGAUGGUCAGCUACUUGCAGGACGACAGGAACGGCCACCUCUACGGUCGCCACGUGGUGGCGGCCAUCAAGCACGUCAGGGCGCUGUCCGAGAAGGCCGAGGGACAGUACGACAUGCGCAUCGUCAUGGCCUCCUUUGUUGGGAAGCUCAGCUUUAGAGAAAUGUGUGUGGUGCUCAAGGAGCAAAAGGGCUGGAGGCAAGUCAGGGACUUAUUUUCUUGGAUGAAAUUGCAGUUAAGCUACCGCCCAAGUGUUAUUGUCUACACAAUCGUUUUGCGUGUAUAUGGCCAAGUUGGGAAGAUCAAGCUGGCUGAGCAAACCUUCUUGGAGAUGCUUGAAUCUGGAUGUGAACCUGAUGAAGUUGCUUGUGGCACCAUGCUCUGUACAUAUGCCAGAUGGGGACGUCACAAGGCUAUGCUGGCGUUUUAUUCAGCUGUGCAGGAAAGGGAGAUUCUGCUUUCUGUUGCUGUUUAUAAUUUCAUGUUGUCCUCCUUGCAGAAGAAAUCACUCCACGGAAAGGUCAUAGAAAUUUGGAAGCAGAUGGUGGACAUAGGAGUGGUACCUAAUAAAUUUACUUAUACAGUAGUAAUUUGCUCACUCGUCAAAGAAGGCCUCCAUGACGAGGCUCUCAAGAAUUUCAUUGAGUUGAAGAAUGCUGGAUUUGUUCCUGAGGAGGCAACUUAUAGUUUGCUCAUCAGUUUAAGCACCAAAAGUGGCAAAUAUAACGAAGCACUAAGACUAUAUGAAGACAUGAGGUCUCUAGGAAUAGUCCCGAGCAACUACACCUGUGCUUCACUUCUGACAUUGUAUUACAAGACGGAGGAUUAUUCCAAAGCCCUUUCUCUUUUUUCAGAAAUGGAAAGCAAGAAAAUUGCAGCUGAUGAGGUCAUCUAUGGUUUGCUCAUUAGAAUAUAUGGAAAACUUGGUCUUUAUGAGGACGCUCAGACAGCAUUUACCGAGAUGGAGCAGCUGGGUCUACUUAGUGAUCAGAAAACAUAUUUAGCAAUGACACAAGUCCAUCUUAAUUCAGGGAAUUGCGAGAAAGCUUUAGAAGUUAUUGAACUAAUGAAGUCUAGAAAAAACAUUUGGCUCUCAAGAUUUGCUUAUAUUGUCUUAUUGCAGUGUUAUGUUAUGAAGGAAGAUCUGAGUUCUGCUGAAGUAACAUUUCAGGCUCUAUCCAAGACUGGACUCCCUGAUGCAGGCUCUUGUAAUGAUAUGCUCAAUUUGUAUAUAAGACUGGACUUAAUCGAAAAGGCUAAGGAUUUUAUUGCCCAGAUAAGAAGAGACCGGGUAGAUUUGGACGAGGAACUUUGCAGGACAGUUAUGAGAGUAUAUUGCAAGGAGGGAAUGCUUAGAGAUGCUGAAAAGUUUGUAGAAGAGCUGGGUACAAAUGGAUUAUACCAGGAUAGUAGAUUCAUCCAGACAAUUUCUUGGGCUAUGUAUGAACAUAAGGAAGGGAAAUUUUUGACCUUUGACCAGCAUGACACUGUGGCCCUUGGACUGGUGCUCAGUCUCUAUCUGGCAGAUGGCAAUAUCAGUGAGACAGAAAAAGUUCUAGCAUCAUUACUUGAGGCUUCUAGUGGCUUAUCAAUUGCGAGUCAGCUCAUUAAGAACUUUAUUAGAGAAGGUGAUGCAUUUAAAGCAGAAACUCAUAUCAAUCAAUUGGCCAAGCUUGGCUGCAGAGUGGAUGAUGCCACAGUUGGUUCUUUGAUUAGUUUAUAUGGAAAGAAACACAACCUGAAAAAGGCCCUGGAAAUAUUUACAGCAUUCGCAGAUUCUCCUUUGGCUAAAAAGUUACUAUGCAACUCAAUGCUUGAUGCAUAUGCCAAAUGUGGUAAACCACAGGAGGCAUACUCACUUUACAAACAACUUUCAGAGGAAGGGCAUGAUCUGGAUGCUGUUGCCAUCAGCAUAGUUGUCAAUGUUUUGACUAACAGUGGAGAACAUAGAGAAGCAGAGAAUGUCAUCCGCAAAAGCCUGGAACACCACGUGGAGCUAGAUACCGUGGCAUACAAUACUUUCAUUAAGGCUAUGCUGGAAGCAGGUAGAUUGCGUUUUGCAUCCAGUAUCUAUGAGUGCAUGCUUUCUGAGGGGGUUAUUCCAUCGAUUCAGACAUACAGCACCAUGAUCAGUGUUUACGGUCGAGGUCGAAAGCUGGAAAGGGCUGUAGAGAUGUUCAAUACUGCUUGCAGCUUGGGUUUGUCUCUGGAUGAGAAGGCAUAUAUGAAUCUCAUUAGCUACUGUGGGAAAGCUGGAAAAAGGCAGGAAGCAUCUCUGCUAUUUACCAAAAUGAGGGAACAAGGGAUAAAACCUGGGAUGGUCAGUUAUAAUAUAAUGAUCAAUGUAUAUGCUGCUGGGGGGCUUUAUAAAGAAGCAGAGGAAUUAUUCAAAGCCAUGCAGCAAGAUGGUUGCUCACCUGACUCCUUCACCUACCUAUCCCUAGUUCGAGCGUACACAGAGAGUCUGAAAUACACAGAAGCAGAGGAAACCAUUAAUUCUAUGACGGAAAAUGGUGUCUAUCGUUCCUGUGCUCAUUUUAACCUUUUACUCUCUGCUUUUUCCAAAAUGGGAUUGAUAGGGGAAGCAGAAAGAAUUUAUGAGAAACUACUUGGAGCUGGUUUAAAUCCUGACGUGGCAUGUUAUCAGACUAUGCUGAGAGGUUACAUGGACUAUGGACUUGUGGAAGAAGGCAUCAAGUUUUUUGAACAGAUAAGUGAGUCUGUAGAGGCAGACAGGUUUAUUUUGAGCGCAGCUGUGCAUUUUUAUAAAUUUGGGGGAAGGGGACUAGAAGCUGAAAACGUUUUGCAUUCCAUGAGUAAUUUGGGUAUAUCAUUUCUGGAGAACCUAGAAGUUGGAUCCAAGCUAAAAGCUAAAAGCCCCAUUUCAGAAUCGAUUUAGUUAUGGGAUGUUAUGUACUGAAUACUGAUGACAGAGAGGGAUAGGGUGAUCCCUAGGAAUUGUAUUGCCAGUGACAAACAUAUCUUGGGUGUACCAUUAAUUGAAUUUGUGAGGGAUGCUGAAUACAUAUCUUCAAGACCAGUGAUCAACAAACAUUACGAGGUUGCAUACUGGCAUAACAGGAUGGUGGGUCAAGACUUGUUGCAGUCUUCCGUUGAUUGAGUGGGAAAAAGCUCAUCAGUUGAUUUUAGACUUGAAGUUAGUGACUGGAGAAAACUGUCGAACAUGAAAUGCUUAUGCUCAAUGGUUAGAGGCUCGGCGGGUCAUAGUCUGACACAUGGAGACUGUUUCUGCUGGCUUUAAUCAUGGUCAAUGGAUAUGGAAGUCUAACAUUAGUUCAGCAACAUUACUUGGUAUCCUUACUAUAUGGAGGUAACUGAUUUCAGGAAAUGGUCAAGACUCUGAAGAAUAGAUUACAACCUUGUUAGUUCUUUUGCACUAACAUUACAGCUUCAUUUUGUAGAUUGUACAAAAGUUCAUGUUCAUUAGGACAUAUCACCUUGUGGUGAUCUUGACAAACCAUAAUUAUUCAAGAUAUUGUAGCAGUCAAUUAGGGAACAUGUACAGCAUUCUUUUCUUUGGAUGUUGAAUAAACAAUAAUUUUGUUGUACAUGAUUAUAGGAAGUUGUAGAUGGUUUUCUUUCAUGAGAAAAUUUUCCCCACUUUGCCGU